Molecule: messenger RNA, 4401 nt
Organism: Lytechinus pictus (painted urchin)
Lineage: Eukaryota; Metazoa; Echinodermata; Echinoidea; Temnopleuroida; Toxopneustidae
Product: S-adenosylmethionine-dependent methyltransferase Rv2258c-like
Exons: 3
Coding region: 22-969 (315 amino acids)
Source: RefSeq, a predicted model, not a curated record
GUCCGUGAAUGGCUUGGGGCUAUGGUAACUUCUCGCAUUGUCGAUAUAGAGGGAAGGGACCGCUAUGUUCUGCCACCACAUCGAGCAAUUUUUCUCGGCCGAGAAGGACCCGGGGAAGAACUCACUAUUCUCGCUUGUGCCUUGCCCGUACAGAGUCAAGUAUUUGAGAAUAUCGUCGAGUGCUUCAGAAAAGACGGCCCAAGAGGUGUACCUUAUGAUUAUUUUGAUAAAUUUCACGGGUUCAUGAGUCAGUGUUCAAAUAUCUGGUGGGGAAAGAACUUGGUAAGCUGCUUUCUGCCAACUGUACCUGGCCUUACAGAAAAACUUGAAUCUGGAAUCACAGUUCUAGACGUAGGCUGUGGGGAAGGCGGUGCGUCUAUCCUAAUGGCCAAGCAGUAUCCCAACUCCCGCUUCAUAGGAAUUGACAUAUGCGACUACGCCAUCCAACAGGCUAAGGGUUAUUCCAUUGAUGCAGAGGUCGACAAUGUCGACUUCCAGGUGAUGGACGCCCACUUGAUGCCCGAUGAGUGGGAGAGCAAGUUUGACUACGUCCUCGCGAGCGACUCCCUGCACGACAUGGCACACGUCGGCGUCGUUUUGCGAAAGAUAACGAAAGUCCUCAAGAAUGGCUGUCACAUGUCUGUGUUGGAGGUCAACGCUCGCUCUGAUAUCGUCGACAACAUGUCGAUGCCGUUUGCCUCCACGUUCUACACCAACAGUCUGUUUCAUUGCAUGACGGUGUCGCUGGCUGCGGAUGGCGGGGAAGGGCUCGGCAAUAUGUGGGGCCGGGAGAAGACGACUGCUGCGCUGAAUGAAGGCGGAUUCACGGUCAUUGACGAGUCCGUUCCCGAGGGCUGGUUCAAUAUACACUAUGUCUGCAUCAAAUCAGACAGGUCGACGUCAAUGACGACGGGUCGUUCACCCACUGACAGCGCAACUUCAACGCGUUCAUCAAAGCCGGACAACUGAUCCAACAUCACAUUGGAUGUCCUAAGACAGUUGAAAAAAAAAAACUAAGAUGGGCAUUUAUUGCCCCUCCAUCACGACACAAAUAACAUUGACAUUUACUGGUAUUCAACCAUGACAAGGUAACGUCGUUGAUGAGAAAAACGAGUUCUGUCAGCGUCCGAGUUAUACAGGGAGUCCUAGCAAAAGGCUAACCCAUUUAUAGGUGGGAUGAAUACGUAUAUUGAGCCAUGCAAGAUUGUUGUAUCCUCAAUAAAUCUUGCCCAAUCUUUUUGCGCAACAUGAUUUCGACAUUAACGUUUCGAUGUGUGAUUGUUAAGUGUCAUAUAAUUUAUGAAAGUAAUGUGAAGAAAAAACGAGCCUAUGAAAAUGUAAAUAAAUCAUAAACUAUUUGUCCAUGCUGAAAAAUAACUGGGAACCUUUGGUUUCUUUUGGGGGACGCACUGUAUAAUCGGCUGCCAUAUGUAACGUUACAAAUGCACAUGAUGACAAAAAUCAUGAUAAAAAAGUUAUAUGUAGUUACGCAAAGAUGACAUUUUUUUAUUCAUGAUGUUGUACAGUUUUUAAAGUAUCUGGCAUUGUUAUUUAUUUUCAUAAAAUAACAACCUUAAUGUUCAUGUACAAAAUCAUUUUAUUCAAAAAGUGAUUUAUAUAUCAUAUAUAUAUCAAGAUCAUUAUCAAACGAUUUACAAGUAUAAAGAAGUACCUCUCAGCGAAGCGAAGGUUGUUUAAACUAAUUUCUAAAAAUAUAUGAAGGUAAACAUAUAAAAUAUGAAUAAAUGCUUGAUGUAAACAUUUAACUUAAACGUGACAAGACUGUAUACUGCCUGGGCUAAAUAUUUAUAUUUAGGGGUUUUUUUAAUACCACUUGGUGUAUAUUCUCCCCUUUAUUAUCCACGAAAAAUAGAAAAUUUAAAAUCUGCUGUUGUUGUUGUUUAUACUGCUACAAAUUCACUGAUUAUAUAAUUUUCUUGUGAUUUGUAGUGUCAGGUUUUUAUGUUUUCCUCAUUCACGAAGGUACUAAUGUUCGAACCAACGAACAUCGCGAUCGGAGCGGACUACGGUCGUUGGUGGGAACUAUAGAAUCAAAUUCAUUUUUAUAAUGUUUAUUUGACCCAGAUGGCUAGACGGUCAUUAAAAUGACCAUUACUGUUUUGUAAUCAUACUCGAUGUUGAUUUUGCUUGUAUGUAUUCAAUCACUGUUAUUUAUUAAUUUAAUUAGUAUUCAAUAUGGGUUUGUAAAAUCUUGUUGUAGAUAAUGUAAGUAUGAAUCGUAUAAUUAAUUGUAAAUUUCAUUUACUACAAUCUGACCAUUUCCAUUCAUUCAGUUCCUUGCGAAUUUGCAAUUAAUAAUCUGAGAGUCUGAUUUGCUGUCUCAAAGAUUGACACAUGAUGUUCCCGAAAUUUAUUUGAGAAUAGCUGACCUGUUUAACUAAUAUUGAAGCCCACUCCCUGUGGGCGGUCAUAAGCAUAAGGAUCUGGAUUAAUGAAAUCGUGAUAAUUGUUAUUUUAUUUCAAUAUCAUUUGUUUAUUUUUUUGUUGAUGUUGUUUUGCUUGAAACUGUAGGAUUAUCGUGGAUUUUCUUUUCUUUAUUUAAGCCAUGUCUAAACGCACUUGAGGUUUGUUUGUUGCUUUUUACUUCACACUUUGAUUAUUGUUCAUUUUCUACUCAAACCAUUUCUAAACGAAUACUUUCUAUGAUGUUAUCUGUUCAAUUAGCGGAAGAUAAACGUGAUUUUGUAGGUUAAGGAAUUUAUUGCAAAUAAUCAAUGAUGCAACGUCAACGUUCAAUUGCAAAUAAUGACACAAUAUUUAGGUAUUGCAAAUACACAUUUAUAACGUGCCUGUUCAAGUGUAAUCGUGUUAUUACAAAUCAAAGAUAUUUUCAUGUGUAUACACGGUGAGUAAAUGCAAUGCGUUUCUUCUCAAUAGCCGUCUGGUAAAAAAAAUUGGUAAUCCGUUUUAAAUGCAUCUGUGGUUGUGCCAUUUUAAGUUUGUAUAUAUGCAUAUAUAUAUAUAUAUAUAUAUAUAUAUAUUUGGCGGAAACUGCUGAAGGUCGGAUGUAAAUUCAUGGCGUGGUUGACAAUCAAGAAUAACCAUGGUAACUAUAGAAAUACUCUACCAUGACGUCAUUGGUAGAGUGGAAAAGAAUGCGAGUAUGGCGCCGUUGUAAUUAGUAAAAAUUAAACACGGCUUGCGUGAUUAAUCAUUCUCAAGGUUUUCAUUUUCAACCAGUUUUCUCAGUUCUCUUUCUGAUAAAUCAUGAAAAAUCUAUUUUUAAUGAAAUGACAAAGCCUCUGUAGAUCGAUCCAAUUUUUCAAUGAUUAUUCUUAAAUGUUGAUUUCGUCACUUUUACUAUUUUGAUCGUUACGUCGUACUUCAAUGUGGAGUUUGAUAAUUGGUUUUCGUGCAGUCAUAACACUCACCGUUCUGUAUAGAUCACUGUUAGCCCUUCAUGCUUUCAAAAGCAUAUUCAUCGCGUUCAAUACCACAGUCGGGUCUUAUUUAAUACAAUAAUUUUCAUUUCAAAUCUCCUCUUUCCGAUGAUGAAAAUCUAACGUUGGGCUAGCAGAAGAUCACCAGUUUCGAGUUUGUGCGCCUUUUUUACUCCUGAAUUUGACGAAAGAUUUAAAAAUAAAGAGAAAUUGUAUCAUGUUUUUCAUGCAAAUCUGCAAAAUAUAUUCGUGUCAGCAUAGGGGUUAUUUUAUAUCCAAGGUUGAAGCCGGGGAUUCUAGGUAUUAAUGAGUUACGAACAACUGGUGCCUGUUUAUGCAUGUGCUGGUCAUUUACCGGACAAUUUUCCUUGAAAGUUUCUUAACAUGGUAAAUGGACUGACCCCUAAUUUAUACAUUCCUCGUCGUUUUUUUACAGAUGAAAAAAUGCAUUGAAACACGUGUUUCCUAUAUAUGGAAGCUCAGAGUUCAUUCCAACGCCAGCCAAUGGGAUUCCAAUUAGGCCUAUUGAGAAUCUGCUGUGUAGCACAAGAAUAAUUAUACUCAAUGUAAAGUCAUGAGUAAUUAAGGCGAAGUUUUAAUACGAAACGAUUCCCAUGUAUUAUGAACAUUGCGUUGAUAUUAAAUUUCUCUUUCAAAAUAACGGUUUCUCCGUCUUCAGAAAGUGUACUGUGGUGCGUGCCACUUAAGGGGGUUCCCCCGGUAUUCAGUCAAUGUAUAGGGUGAAUUCAUUUUUUUUUCGUAAAGAAUAUAAUUAUGAUAGGUAAAAUGUAUGCUUAGGCGACUAUAGCAUUUAAUGUGUAUUAUACUGCUGUGUUGCACAUAGUCAUUCCCGUCUACGCAAACCUCAUUGUUUGUAAAUAUUCUGUACAUGUAUGUGUAUUUUGAAUCAUUUCUCAAAAUAUCAAUAUAUUUUCUCUAAAAGUUAUGCGUUUUAUAUUUAAUUGUAAUUGUUUCAAUAAAUAUUUCACUUCAAUGACAA